This is a messenger RNA of Rotaria sp. Silwood1, 585 nucleotides long. NCBI's taxonomy places the organism in Eukaryota, Metazoa, Rotifera, Eurotatoria, Philodinida, Philodinidae. The record is from the annotation of a GenBank genome assembly.
AUGAUGGAUCAUCCUGACACUGCUCAAUGCUAUAGCAACCUUGGACUGGUCUACGGAGAAUUAGGCCAAUAUGAGAAGGCUCACGAGCAUUUGCAUCAUGCACUUGAACUCGACCGUAACACAAAUCCGUCUUUACAAAAUUGUGCCACCCGAUUCAAUAAUCUCGGUACCGUCUAUUACAAACAAAAACAUUUUGAUGAAGCAAAACAACAUUAUGAGCAGGCCUUGAAAUUACGAAUGCAAUGUCUACCAGCAACUCAUGAUCACAUUGCUCAAUCAUACAGCAAUAUUGGUGCUGUCUUAUAUGUAAAAGGAGAUUAUACAGGUGCAUAUGAUUCAUUUAUUAAGGCUUUCGAGAUCAAAUCAACGUCGUUGCCAUCACAGCAUCCAUCUAUGGCGAUCACAAUCAAUAAUAUUGCACGAGUACUUGUCGGUCAAGGAUUGUAUGAAAAAGCAAUUCCGUAUGCUGCCCAAGCGGUCGAUAUAUCCAGAAAGGCCCUUACAGAUAAUCACCCACAAACACAAGAAUUUAUAAACAGUCUUCAAUCAAUACGUCGAAAAUUAACUUCGUUGAAAAAUAAAUAA